Messenger RNA from Condylostylus longicornis, 610 nucleotides. RefSeq names its product 40S ribosomal protein S12, mitochondrial. Gene Ontology annotation, cellular component: small ribosomal subunit; ribosome. The record is from RefSeq and is a predicted model, not a curated record. Gene Ontology annotation, molecular function: structural constituent of ribosome. The coding region runs from base 88 to 522 and encodes 144 amino acids. NCBI's taxonomy places the organism in Eukaryota, Metazoa, Arthropoda, Insecta, Diptera, Dolichopodidae. Gene Ontology annotation, biological process: translation. The transcript has 2 exons.
UUUUGAUAUUUUAAGCCAAAUGUGAAAAGUUUUGUAAAAAAUAAAAGAAUUUUAAAAAGUAUAAAUAAGUUCUAAUAUUUUUUUGAAAUGAAUUUUCUGAAGCAAACAUUGUCGAUUUCAAGACAUUUAGCUUGUCAAGUAUAUAGCAAUACAUUUAAUAGCAAUUCAUCGAUAAUAACACGAUAUAUGGCAUCGUUACAACAAAUGCAUCGAACUGGACCACAUUUUAAAACAAGACCACCACGUCAGCCAUUGGACGGGAAACCAUUUGCUAAAGGAGUUAUUUUAAAAACAUUAAUUAAAAAACCUAAAAAACCGAAUUCCGCUAAUCGAAAAUGUGUUUUAGUACGUUUAUCAACCGGUAAAGAAAUGGUAGCUUAUAUUCCAGGUAUUGGACAUAAUUUACAAGAACAUAAUAUUGUUUUAACACGAGUAGGACGUUUACAAGAUGUUCCUGGCGUUAAAUUAAAAUGCGUACGUGGUGUAUAUGACUUACCUCAUGUUAUUAAAAAACAAAAGUAAUAAAACAUUGUAAAUUUGUCAAAUUAAAAUUUUAUUUUAAACCGAAAUUAUUAGCAAAAAAUAAAAAUGAAACUUUAAAUUGUUAAAA